AUAUGCCGCUGAAAAUAAAAAAUGUUACAUCGAGGAAAAGACGGCAAUAAACAUGUUUCUUCAUUUUGGAAUAUUACUUCUUUUGUCCCAAGGAAUCUUUGGCGAAGUGGACGUUUCGGAAGCUAUAGAUGGAGACAGCCGAAUAAUAGGUGGCCAAGAUGCUACUCCAGGCAUGGCUAAGUACCAAGUUUCAAUACGUGGACAUAGAGACAAUUACGAAUGGAACACUUGCGGAGGGUCUAUUAUAAAUCGACAGUACGUCUUAACUGCCGCGCAUUGCAUUGUUCGGAAACAACCUUACGAGAUGUGUAUAGUAGUUGGCAGUCACCAGAUCAAAUCAGGUGGCCAGCGUUACGAGAUUAAGAAAUUGGUGCAUCAUGAGAAUUUUUCAAAGUCCACAGUGAAAAAUGACAUAGGCGUCGUACAAGUCGAAGGCAACAUCCAAUUUAACAACAAAGUUCAACCAAUUUUCUUGUACAAACAAGCGGUACCCAUUGGAAGGAUAUGUCUUUUGACCGGUUGGGGAUAAACAGACUUCGUGAGUAUAUUGAUUUUG
Molecule: messenger RNA, 556 nt
Organism: Pieris napi
Lineage: Eukaryota; Metazoa; Arthropoda; Insecta; Lepidoptera; Pieridae
Product: chymotrypsin-2-like
Exons: 3
Coding region: 53-529 (158 amino acids)
Biological process (GO): proteolysis
Molecular function (GO): serine-type endopeptidase activity
Source: RefSeq, a predicted model, not a curated record